AGAUCCGCCGACCUGAUGAAUACACUUCGAAUCGUUGAUAUAAAAAGCGUUUUUCCCAAAAUCAUCUCACUUUCUCUUCUGACCCAAAACUCGUCGAAAGUAAAAGUUUAAAGUUCUAAUUACAAAAGUUUCCAAAAACUUUUCAACAGUUCUAAUUGAAAGGCCAUCACUGUGGCUACUUUUUACCUAAGUGUCCUCUGUAACUUGACCAAUAAGUUUUUCUUGUUUAAUAUUGAGUUUAAUUAAUUUAAUCAACUCUGUGGACUUUUUAAAAGGGAGCCAUUUAUAAUACGUGUAUUUAAAACUGUUUUAAAACUAAAUUUGUAUUACAAUUGACCAUUGAAACUGACCACUAAAGAGAGAGACAGACCAUUGUAUUGUUCCUUAAUCAAAUCUACCAUGAAAUCGGGUGUGGUAUUGGUGUUUACACUAUUAUGUGAAUUGGCGAUCGCUCAAGUUUAUUAUGAUCAAUCGGGUUAUGGUUAUGGUGUUAAUCCUAAGCCAUCAGGGCUCGUUGAGGUUGAGGAUAAAAAAUUAAAUCCAAUUAAUGGGAAGAGCGUUAUUGGUACAACUGAGCCAAUUGCACCACAAGAAUCGAAACCUGAAGCUUAUUUGGUUCGAUUAAAGCCGAAAGAAGCUCAAGAUUCCAGUUCGAUUCCUAAUAAGAAGUCUAAGUUUCUUCUUUUACUCAGGUUACCUGAAGACCAUGAAGAAACUCAAGCUACUUCAUUAAAUUCAGAAGUUCAACAAAGAGAUGAGCAAAUUUAUAGUCAACCUAUUGGUCAAAGUCAAGACGAUUAUUCAUCUGCUGGACCAUCUCAACAAUCAUCUUUCUCAUAUGAGAAUCAAAAAGAUGAAGCUGGUCAACUACAACAACAACAACAGCAACAACUGAACAUUGGUCAACAGCAGCAACAAGUCCAGCCUGAAGAGGCUGAAGUAGGGCAACAAAAUGAUUCUGGUUAUCAACAACCUUUACAGGCUGAUGGUUAUGGUCAAGCUCAAAAUUCAGAGCAAUUUCAACAGAAAGAUGAUGUUUACCAACAGCAAGCACAACCUUUACUACCACCUCAACAACAACAACAGCAACAACAAGAUUUACCUGAAGAAUUAGAUCAACAAGCUAAAGAUGAAGGUUAUCAACCACAACAACCACAACAGCAACAACAGCAACAGGAACUAGGAAAUGGUCCAUUGACUAUUCCAGGUCCUUCUCAGUUCCAGGCUUCCGCUUUCAAGAAUGGUUUCAGUCCCUUAUUCAAUUAUGAAAGACAACAAGGUUUACCUGUAGAGUCCGUCAAAGGAUCAAGAAAUAACUUCUUCCGAUCACCUGUUCUCCAGGAUUCUCCAAGAUCCUCAACCGAUAGCAACAGUAAUUCUCAGGUUCGAGAGGAAGUUUCUUAUGGCGGUCAACGAGAUGCAGUCAAAGGUCAAGCUGUACAACCUCAAUCUGCAUAUGCACCAAAUGUAGAUUCUGGUCGUAAAUCAGCCAAUUCAUUUGUUCCCUCAGGCGACUCAAGAGAUGCAACUAAGGGCUCUUUCCAAUCCUCAUCACCUUCAUUCUAUCCCUCAAAUGACCAAGCUCGUAAAUCUGUCCCACAAACUAGUUCUUAUCCUAGUCAACGAUCACCAAUGAAAAGUCCAUCUCAAGCUUAUGCUCAACAACAACAACAAAUUGAACAAUCAAGAAAAUCUAAUCCAAGCCCAGCACGAGACUAUUACGGUCAAUCAGCUCAACCUGAGACAAGCUCUUUUGGUGGUCAACAAGGUUUCACAUCAGGAUUCGGAUCAAAUGAGGAAUCUACUAAAUCUGGUCCAAAAGAAUCAACUAAUUACGAAGCACAACAAGAAGGUGUUAAAACUCAAUCAAGACCUUCAGCGACUCCAUCAGCUCCAAUUAAACAAUCUUCCGGAAAAACUUCACCAAAUUCUGAUGAAUAUUCAAACGGCUACAAUAGUCCAGCAUCUUUAGCUCGAGCUCCGAUUUCACCUUCAUUUUCAGCUCCUGUUUCUGGAUAUGAAACUGAACAAUCAGAGCAGCAACAGCCACAAGAACCUCAAUCUAAUCAGCAAGAGGAAUACAAUCAAUCUGAACAGAAUGAUGAUGAUACUCAGGAAAAAGAUGAACAAUCAAAUUUAUCCGCUGAUCAGCAGCAAAAUGUUGACCCUGAGAAAAAAGUUCCAGUUAUUUUGAUCUCAUUGCCUCCGGAAUCAAAUUCCUAUCAACAAAAUGAUAAUCAACAAAGAGAUGAACAAGUUGAACCACAGCAACAACAACAACAGCAACAAACUGAUUCAGAUUAUCAACAAUCAACUGGACAAUCAGCAACAAACUACGAAUCAAAUUUCAAUGGACAAGUUAAAGGUCAACAAUCACAACCUUCAUAUGAACAGAAUUCACAAUUACCUCAAACUGGAUCAAAAGAUCAACAAUCAGGAUCAUUAUCUGGAUUAAAAUCACCAGUCCAACGAUUUUCAACUAAAUCAGCAUCACCAGUAAAACCUCAACAAUUACCUGUUGAAACAUCAUCUGGUUAUCCCACCGGUGGAGCAAUCAAAGGUGGAAGACCACAACAAUUAUCACCAUCUAGUGUAAAGGGAAAUCAACAACAAUCAACUUACGAUAAUGGUUAUCCAAGUAAUUUCCAAUCGCCGGUUAAUACUAAAUCUGUCCAAUCGCCAUCCAGUUAUUCAACCAAAGGUUUCCAACAAUCACCGAUCAAAGGUGAAAGAAAUCAACCACAACAACAACAACAAUCAACUGAUGAUGAACAAAAGCAAUCACAAUCUCCAGUGAAAGGGUCAAGUCAAUCGACCCAAGAAAAUGUCAAAUCAAGUUAUUCUGCUGCUCUUCAAGCUCCUGUUAAAGCUGCUCGAGCUUUCCAACAAUCUCCUGGUUUCUCCUCAGAAUUUCAAUCAACUAAAGGAGCUUCCGAUUCGUACUCUAAUCAACAACAACAAUCAGUUGACUCUGGUUACAAUAAUUUCCAAUCGUCUCCUGUCCAGCAACAAUCUCAACCAGAACAACAACAGCCACAAACUCAAGCUGAUUUAGGCUUCAAUAAUUUACAAUCUACCAAAGGUGGACGAGGUCAAUCAAACUAUCAAUCUGUUUCUCAAGAUUCUGAUAACUCUGACUAUCAAUCACCAUCGUCGGUCAAAGGUUCUGGACCACCAACUCAACAGCAACAACAACAACCAAUCGCUUUUGGUUAUUCAUCAGCUUUUGUUGCUCCAACUGUUCAACAAACUUCAUCAGGUUAUGAAUCUAAUUCUUACCAAAGCUCAUCUGAUGGUGUCAAGGGUGGACAACGAAGUCCAGUUCAACCACCAAAACAACAACAACAACAACAGGUUGAUUCUUAUCCAUCCUCACAACCAGCAUUCGCUUCAUUUUCCGCCUCUGUCAAAGGUUCCGCUCCUCCGCAACAACAAAUGCAAAGUUCAGACGAUGGAUUCAGCUCAGGAUUCCAAGCAGCAAAUGUUCCUGUUGCUCCUGUUCAACAAGUUCAAUCUGAUCGUGGAUACAAUUCAGGUGUUAAAUCAGCACCACCAUCGCCAUCAUCAUCAUCUUCAGGAGUAAAAGGUGGUCAGCAAAGUUCUGGUUUUAGUGGUCAACAAGUGGAUGAACAGUCCACUCUUUCAAACCCUCUACCAACUAAAUCAACUCAAGUUCGAGAUCCUAAUGUUGCUUUGGUAAUUCCAACCUACAGAACUAAAUCAGGUCGAUCACAAUUAGCACAAUCAACUAAAUCAUCUAAUCGAAAAUUACCAAACUCUGAAUACUCAACCUUUUCUGCUCCCACUCAACAACAACACCAACAAGAAGUUAAAGGUCAAGUUAGGCCACAAUUAAACACAAAGAGUUUACUCUCCAAUCCAUCAACAUCCUACCUUCCAGCAUUAUCUCCCCCUGGUUCAUCUAAAUCACCAUCACCUUCAUUUCAUUCAUUUCCAAUGAAAUCUCAACAACAACAACAACAAUCACCUAAAAGUUUACCUUUAACCCAAGGUUUACCUCCUUCACCCGCUUCAAUUGCUCGAUCUCGACCAUCUCAAGGUUUUAAUUUCCCCUCUUCACCAGCACAGAAUCAACAACAAUCAUCACCCGAUUCAUAUCCAUCGUAUUCGGCCAGUUCGAAUAGUCCCAUUUUUGACGAUGAAGAAGAUCAAAUGGCAAUAACACCCGACGCUAUGGGAGCCUAUGGACUUCGAACCAAUUCACAAUACGAUUCACCAUCACCAUCAGCAACAAGUGACAUUCGAGCCGUUGAACAGCCCCAAGGAUCUGGAAGAGUAGUUUUACUUUUAUUUGACAAGUCACGAAUGAACGCACAGCGACAGCAAAUGGCCUUCAACGCACCCGAACCUCAUGGUGUCUAUAAAUCAUAAUCAUAUCCAUAAGAAUCAUCAUCAUUAUGCAAAUUCAUCCUAAUCAUUUGCAAAACUAAUCAUCAUCAUCACCGAUUUCAUUAAUUUUUAUCUCAUUUUUCUGCUAAUCAUCAUGAUCAUUCACCCAAAUCAACUCAUCUCAUUCUCAUCAUUCCAGGUCUCAUUUAAUGAACAUCAUCUAAAUUGAAUCGUUACAAUUAAUUUAAAUGCUAACGAAUUAAUUAAUUCUUUUUUCCCCUUAAUUGUGUUUUUUUUUACCAUCAAAAGUGAUCAAUUUUUUCUUUAAUUUUGUAAUAAUCUCUCAAUGGAACUUUUUUCUCAAUGUUGAUUUCAAAUGACAUUUCAAUCGUUUCCUAAGGCUAAAUAUAUUGGAAGAAAAUGUAA
Messenger RNA from Panonychus citri (citrus red mite), 4776 nucleotides. RefSeq names its product homeobox protein 5-like. The record is from RefSeq and is a predicted model, not a curated record. Lineage: Eukaryota; Metazoa; Arthropoda; Arachnida; Trombidiformes; Tetranychidae.